AUGGGUGCAAUUCAUUCUAGUAAAGGGAUUAGUAAAGCAGAAUUGAAAAAACUUUCAGCUAAAACGCAUUUCACUGAAGCACAAAUUAAAAAAUGGUAUAAAGGCUUCAUUAAAGACUGUCCUUCAGGCCUACUAAAUCGUUCUACAUUUUUAAGUAUGUAUACACAAUUCUUCCCAGAUGGUAAAGCAAGAUUAUUCUAUGAACACUUGUUUCGAACUUUCGAUCAAGAUGCUAGUGGAAGUAUUGAUUUCAAUGAAUUUUUAACCGCUAUCAGCAUUACCCAAUCUGGAAGUCCUGAAGAGAAGUUGGAAUUAGCUUUCCAAUUAUAUGAUAUUGAUAGGAAUGGUACUAUUGAAGAAUAUGAAAUGACACAAAUAAUAAAAGCUAUUCACCUGAUGGUUGGUGAUAUUGAUGAAAAGAAUGAUAAGACACCAGCUGAACGGACAAGGACAAUAUUCACUAAAAUGGAUGUGAAUUCUGAUAGUGUUUUGACAAAAGAUGAAUUUAUUCAAGGAUGUUUAAGUGAUGAACACUUGUAUCGAUUGCUGGCACAAAAUGAUAGUCAACAAAAAUAA
Messenger RNA from Trichobilharzia regenti, 576 nucleotides. NCBI's taxonomy places the organism in Eukaryota, Metazoa, Platyhelminthes, Trematoda, Strigeidida, Schistosomatidae. The record is from the annotation of a GenBank genome assembly.